AUGCAGCAUGACGCCAGUGGGGUAAAAUCACAUGACGAGACUGUCAAUGGCCCAAGGUGGAAGAAGAUGCAGGUCAGCAUAUGCAACAAUGGGGUGCUGAGCGCACUCGAGAAACACUCAGGUGGCAGGUGGGCAUCCUCUGACAUCUACCAGGAUCAAGCUCAGGGAUGGAAAGUUACCUUGCAUACAGAGAAGACAGAAUACAGAAAGCAAGGCCAGGUACAAUAUCCACACUCCACAGUACAUGCAUUUCAAGGCACCAAGGACUUUACCCUGCCUGUUUCCAAGGAGCUAAUGGAGAAAUUGGGAAUGUACUUAGUUUCUUUUGAUAGAUCUGAGUAUGGGGAAGGUGACCCGAAUCCCAAGAGGGAUGUCAAGAGCAAAGAACUGGAUAUCAAGGAGCUCGCUGACCAGCUGGAUCUUGGGCAGAAGUUAUAUGUCUUGGGGUCUAGAUGGGAGGAUACUCUAUUUGGGGAUGCCUCCAGUAAAGCACAUAGAUAG
This is a messenger RNA of Miscanthus lutarioriparius, 501 nucleotides long. Lineage: Eukaryota; Viridiplantae; Streptophyta; Magnoliopsida; Poales; Poaceae. The record is from the annotation of a GenBank genome assembly.